UCUCUCCCUGAGAUGAACCGGGGCGGAGGAAAGGGUUGGGACAGGGAGGAAUAGCCGGAGGGAGGGAUGGCUGAAUAACGACAAGAGAAACACCCACUUCGGACCUAUCCGAAUAGUACCCGGAGAGACGGAGUGAGAGAAAAGAAAGUGUGAGAGAGAGAGAGAAAGAAGACAGAGGGGUCCAUUGAGAGGCAGUAGCAGAAGCAGUCUCUGAUAUUACGAGGAUUUUUUUUUUCCCUUGGGGGAUAAAAAAGGAAGCCUUGAAUUGAUGACUGGAGAGGUCUAGACUGUUGGUUGUGAGGAUGUUGGAUGUCAGUAUGUUGCAGAUAAGAUGGUGUUUGUGGGCUCCAUUGGUGUUACUGGCCUUAGUUUCCCAUUUCCCCAAUAGGGCACAGGGUCAAGUUCCAAUUCCGAGGAGACUGCGUUUCAAAGUGCUGAGCCCAAGCAAACUUCUUGUUUCAUGGAAAGAGCCCAAAGGAGACUUUGACAGCUAUUUAUUCCUCUACAACAGUAUACCAGGUGGUCAGCAGAGGGAAAUCAUAGUUUCUAAAUCUGAUACUAAGGUGGUGAUCAAAGACUACAACCCCUCUAAGGACUACACAGUCAGUGUCAUCUCUGUGAGUGGCAGUGAGCAGAGCAGGCCACUUCAGGGCAGGCAUAAAGCUGAAAGAGAUGAGAGUGACGGAGGAGACAAGACUGAGCCCCAGACGCUGACUGAUUCGAUUGCACCUCCUGAGGAUGCCAACGAAAUCUCUGGAGUCGACCAGUUUGUGUGUCACACCGAGGCCAUUGCAGACAUCGUUAUCCUGGUGGAUGGCUCCUGGAGUAUUGGUCGCCUUAACUUCCGCCUGGUCCGCAUGUUCUUGGAAAACCUGGUCAAUGCCUUUGAUGUUGGCAUAGAUAAGACGAGGAUAGGUUUGGCUCAGUACAGUGGGGAUCCCAGGAUAGAGUGGCAUCUAAAUGCUUUUUACACUAAAGACGCUGUUAUUGAUGCCGUCAAGAACCUGCCGUACAAGGGAGGAAAUACCCUCACAGGCCUUGCAUUGACUUAUAUUUUGGAGAACUGCUUCAAGCCUGAAUCUGGCUCACGGGUCGGGAUACCCAAGAUCGGGAUCCUCAUCACAGACGGGAAGUCCCAGGAUGACGUCAUUCCACCUGCAGAGAGCCUCAGAAAUGCUGGGGUUGAGCUGUUCGCUAUUGGUGUGAAGAAUGCAGAUGAGAAUGAGUUGCGCUCCAUCGCCUCAGAGCCCCACAACAGUCACGUCUACAAUGUGGCUGACUUCAACAUCAUGAGCUCCAUAGUGGAGGGACUGACCCAAACUGUGUGUGAACAAGUGGUGCAGCAAGACAAGGACAUAAAGCAGAAGAAAGUACCAGAGACAAUUGGGCCACCGCUUGACCUGGUGACAUCAGAGGUUGCGGAACGAAGCUUUCGGGUUUCAUGGAGCCACGCCCCCGGGAACGUCGAGAAAUACAGAGUGAUUUAUUACCCUUCUGCAGGAGGACAACCAGACGAGGAAGUGGUGGACGGCAGUGACACUUCAGUGCUGUUACAGCAUCUGAGCUCUCUCACUGAGUACCAGCUUGCUGUGUUUGCCGUGUACGCAAGCGAGGCGAGUGAAGCUCUGAGAGGAUCAGAAACAACCUUGGCCCUUCCCACAGUGACAGGUCUCCAGCUGUUUGAUGUGACUCACAGGACCAUGAAAGCAAGAUGGGACAGUGUGGACAGAGUCUCUGGCUACAUGCUGCUGUAUGCACCGCUUACAGUAGAUGGGGGAGAAGUGGACGAGAAGGAGGUUAAAGUAUCAGAUGCAGUGACAGAGCUGGAGCUGGAUGGGUUGAUCCCUCACACCGAAUACACCGUCACUGUCUAUGCAAUGUAUGGAGAGGAAGCUGGCGACCCUGUUACAAACCAGGAAACUACAUUGCCACUGAGCCCACCCAGAAACCUUCAACUCUCUGACAUCACUCACAACUCCGCCCACAUCAGCUGGGACCCAGUGCCCACAGAAGUUAAAGGUUACCGUGUUGUGUGGAUCAAGACAGACGGACUAGUUGAGAAGGAGGUGGAGGUGUCCUCUGGCAACACUUUUGACCUGAAUGGUUUAUCGUCAUUGACGGAGUACUCAGUUGCCGUAUUUGCCUUAUAUGAUGAGGGCCAGUCAGAGCCACUCACAGAUGGAUUCACAACCACUCCUGUUCCUGGUCCUUUGAACCUGCGCUCCAGUGAGGUCAGCACAGAAAGCUUCCAGGUCAGCUGGGAUCACUCAGCUAGUGACAUCGUCCUUUACAGACUCUCCUGGGCACCAAUCACAGGCAGUGACACAAAGGAGGUGAUCUUGAGUGGAAGUGAUAACAGAUACAUCCUGAGAGACCUGAGUCCCUUCACUGAGUAUGAAGUCAUGUUGACGGCCGUAUUCAACGAUGAAUCUGAGAGUGACACCGCCUCUGUAAUAGAGACCACAUUGGCCGAGACAACAACUAUUGCUACCACAACCACGGUGGCACGUCAUGCUGUGAGAAACCUUCGGCUGAGUGGUGAGACCACGCAGAGCUUGGAGGCAUCAUGGGAGCAUGAAGACCCCCAAGUGAGGAUAUACAGGGUGUCCUUUGUUGGCCUCAGCGGUGAUGAAAAAGAGACGUCUAUGAAUAUUCCUGGAGGUCAGAGGACAGCAUUGCUUCAGUCUUUACUUUCAGACACGCAGUACAAAGUCACGGUCACACCGAUGUAUUAUGACGGACAAGACGGCGUCAGUGUCUCUGCCCUGGGAUCCACAAUGCCCCUCCUGUCACCUGGAAACCUUCGUGUGUCAGAAGAAUGGUACAACCGCUUCAGAGUCACCUGGGAUCCAGCUCCGUCUCCUACAGCGGGUUACAGGAUUGUCUACCAGCCCGUCUAUGUGCCAGGACCAGUUCUGGAGACAACAGUAGCUGAGAAUGUGAACUCCAUUCAGCUCCCGAAUCUUCUGAGUGGGACGGAGUACAGUGUCCAAGUGACCGCUUCCUACCCCACGGGACAAAGCGAACCACUGCUAGUGAACGCCAAGACAUUGUUUCUUGGCAUCUCCGGCCUGUCAACCUACCAAAUACGCCCCGACAGCAUGUGUGCCCAAUGGCAGCCUCUUCUACAUGCCACAUCAUACAGAGUCUCCAUACAGUCUACACUCAAUGGUCAGAAGCAAGAGCUGAGGCUAGGAGGUGGUGCUUCCCGGCAGUGCUUCUUCGACCUCACGCCCAGCAGCCAAUACCAGAUCAGCGUUCACACCCAGCUACAGGAAAUGGAGGGACCUCCGGUGUCAGUCACAGACAUGACGUUGCCAGAGCCCACUCAAGCUCCGACUGAGCCCCCCACCACAGAGCCGCCUCCCACCCUCCCGCCCGCUAAAGAAGUUUGUAAGGAGGCCAAGGCUGACCUGGCGUUCCUGGUCGACGGCUCCUGGUCCAUCGGAGACGACAACUUCAUGAAGAUCACACGUUUCCUCUACAGCACCAUGGGAUCGCUGGAUCUGAUUGGACCAGAUGGCACCCAGGUAGCUAUUGCUCAGUUCAGUGACGAUGCUAGGACUGAGUUCCAGCUGAGUUCCCAUGGCAACAAGGAGGCGCUACUGGAAGCUAUACAGAGGAUCAGUUACAAAGGAGGAAACACCAAAACAGGUCGGGCCAUCAAACAUGUGAAGGAGACGAUUUUCACCCCAGAGGCCGGAGCUAGAAGGGGCGUCCCUAAAGUCCUGGUUGUUCUCACUGACGGACGCUCGCAGGACGAUGUCAACAAAGUGUCCAAGGAGAUGCAGAUGGAUGGCUAUAUUAUCUUUGCCAUUGGCUUUGCGGACGCCGACUACGGGGAGCUGGUGAAUAUCGCCAGUAAGCCGAGUGACAGACACGUCUUCUUUGUGGACGAUUUGGAUGCGGUGAAGAAAAUAGAAGAGCAGCUCAUUACUUUUGUCUGUGAGGCUGCGACUGCAACUUGUCCGUCUGUUUUGAUGAGUGGUAACACAAUGGCAGGUUUCCGUAUGAUGGAGAAGUUUGGACUCGUGGAGAAGGAGUACAGCACGAUACCUGGAGUGUCACUGGAGCCCGGCUCAUUUAACAGCUUCCCCUGUUACAGACUACACCGAGACGCUCUGGUGUCACAGCCGACGAAGUACCUCCACCCUGAAGGGUUACCCUCUGACUACACCAUUUCUAUGAUGCUCCGCUUACUCCCUGAGACGCCGCAGGAGCCCUUUGCAUUGUGGGAAAUUCUGGACAAGGACAAUGAGCCACUGGUGGGACUGAUCCUGGACAACUCUGGAAAGACCUUGACGUUCUUCAACAACGACUACAAAGGAGACUUCCAGACCGUUACGUUUGAUGGAACUGAAAUUAAAAAAGUCUUCCACGGCAGCUUCCACAAGCUCCAUGUGACCAUCAGCAAAACAUCCGUGAAAGUGGUGUUAGAUUGUUCUGUGGCUGGGGAGAAACCCAUCAACGCUGCUGGUAACAUCACCACCGACGGAGUGGAGAUACUGGGACGGAUGGUUCGAUCUCGAGGCAGUCAGGACAACUCUGCUCCGUUCCAGCUCCAGAUGUUUGACAUCAUCUGCAGUACCUCCUGGGCCAGCAGAGAUAAGUGCUGCGAGCUGCCAGCAUUGAGAGUGGAGGAGCAGUGUCCCGCCAUGCCUCAUGCCUGUACCUGCUCCCAGGACAGCAAAGGACCUCCAGGACCUUCUGGACCUCCUGGAGGUCCAGGCAUAAGAGGAGCCCGAGGAGACAGAGGAGAGCCAGGAGUGACGGGACCUCAGGGGCCGGUGGGAGAGAUUGGUCCUCCUGGACCUUCAGGACCACCAGGUCCUCAGGGACCAAAUGGUCUCUCUAUUCAGGGCCCUCCGGGAACUGCUGGAGAGAAGGGAGAGAGAGGAGAGAUCGGACCAGCCGGACCAAUGGGUGUUUCUGGAGGCCAGGGCUCCACUGGUAGAGACGGCCCACCAGGACCAAGGGGCCUGCCGGGUAAUACUGGACCACAGGGGCGACAAGGGCCAUCUGGACCCAUGGGAGCUCCAGGAGCACCAGGAUCGCCUGGACCUGGUGGCUCAGCAGGGUCCCAAGGAGAGCAAGGACUUCCUGGUCCUGCUGGUGUCAAAGGAGAUAAGGGAGAAAGAGGAGAUGUGCAGUCCCAAGCUGCUGUGCGUGCCAUCGCACGGCAAGUGUGUGAGCAGCUCAUCCAGAGUCACUUGUCUCGCUAUAACUCCAUACUGAACCAGAUACCCGCCCAGUCAUCAGUGUCAGUCCGAACAGUACCGGGUCCGCCCGGAGAGCCGGGAAGGAGAGGCCUCCCCGGACCCCAGGGAGAGCAAGGCCCAUCAGGCCGGCCGGGCUUCCCGGGUACCAGCGGCCAGAAUGGACGACCAGGAGAGAGAGGUCUGAUGGGAGAGAAGGGGGAGAAGGGGAGUCCAGGUGUUGGGAGUCAGGGACCUCGAGGACCGCCUGGACCUCCAGGCGUACCUGGUGAAGGACGGACAGGAAGUCAGGGUCCUGCUGGUCGGCCUGGUAACCCUGGAACACCCGGGCGGUCGGGUAAUCCAGGCAGCACAGGACCAGCUGGCCCCGCAGGAUACUGUGACCAGAACUCCUGUUUGGGGUACAACGUCGGAGUCCAACCCCUCCCUCACGGCGGCUACCAGUCCUACCCGCCUUACAACCAGCCAUACAACCAGCCGUACAACCCUGCUGCAGUGGCUUACAACAACGACCAGGGAGGUGAGGACGAGGAGGAGGAGGAGGAUGGAGAAGAGGAGCAAGACCCCUAUUACCGAGGCUACCCUCCUCGGAACUACCCCCAGCCACCCUCCCAACAGUCCCAUGGUUACCGCUCUAGCCCCACCCACUCUGAGGACACGGAGCUGAGGUCGCCAGGCGUCUCCAGGAGGUUUCCCCGUGACGUCAUCCUCAUGGAGGAGAAUGAAAAGUGAGGACUCUAGAGGAAGGAUGGACUCACCUAAAGUGCUUCAGCAUCACACGCUACAACACACACACACACACACACAAGCUGAUUAUGACACAUGGAAACAAAUCAGACGCUGACAUGCACAUACAUAUUGACCCCCCCCCCCCCCUUUCGCAUUCUGAAACUGUGGUGAGAUCCCCCCCCUCCCUAUGUAUUCAGUGGUUUCUUCCACCAGGUGCAUAGCUGUAAAUACUCUGUGGACUCUUGUACGAUAUCUCUGUCAAAGGGGGGUCUGAGAAGUGCCUGAUCUAUGUUAGCAUCGUCCGGUAAAGGUAAGAUCUGUGUCCGCCCGUCUCAAAGCUGAUUUUAGGACUGGAACUUUUUCUUUUUGUGAAGCUGCAUGUCUCCUUUGAGCCAACCAUCGAGUGUGUAACUGAACAUGUGAAUCUUGUUUCGGUUUUGUGUAACAUUCGACUCAAUUGUUUUUACAUACCAAAAUCACGGAUGAAGAGCUGUUAACAUUUGUACAGGCUGCUUUUUAUAAAGAUGAAUCCCCCGCUUCCACAAUGUUUUUAUUUCACUUAAUAAUAUUGAAUUGUUUUUUAAGUGAGUUUUUUCAUGUUACUGUGUUGAGUUUGCUUCCUUUGACCGACUUCUUUUAAAGUUAAGCCCCCUCAACUGACUGUUUAUUUUACCUCAACACUGGAACUCAAUAAAUAGUUUUUAGUCAAAUUUGAAUGUUUAUCCAAAGAAUCUGGCUGUCAUCAUAUUGUGUCCUUUAAUAUUUCAUUGUUUUAAAGACUGAACUGUUUGCUUACUCAGCCUUAAAAAAGGACAAAUCUGUGUUGUUCUUCUUGUUUGUUGUUCUUAUGUGAAGUGGGGCCAGCUAACUGUGGCAGCCGUUUGCUUACUGGUUGACCCCUGACCUCUGGCUGGAAUGAGUCCUGAACCCAAUUAUUAUUCAAAACAGUCAGUUGCCCUCCAGUGAAACCCAGUAAGGACUGAUCCACGAGUGUAAACUUGCUCCACUCCUGCGCUGCAGUCUGUAAAAACAAGCACCACAGGAAAGAACUGCAAGUGAAGAUGUGAGCUGGUCCUGGUUUAUUUGAAACUCAAACUGUUGAGCCUGAACACUUAACAAGAAAUGUGUGUCACCACUACGCCCCUUAGUACAAUAUGAACUUAUUUAUUUUACAUUUUCUUUGCUUUUUACAACCAAUAAAUCUGUAAUGAGACUAUAAA
Molecule: messenger RNA, 7165 nt
Organism: Labrus mixtus (cuckoo wrasse)
Lineage: Eukaryota; Metazoa; Chordata; Actinopteri; Labriformes; Labridae
Gene: col14a1a
Product: collagen, type XIV, alpha 1a
Exons: 48
Coding region: 303-5948 (1881 amino acids)
Cellular component (GO): interstitial matrix
Molecular function (GO): protein binding
Source: RefSeq, a predicted model, not a curated record